AAGGAGUGGCCUGAGCUCCUGGAAAUUUUUCGGCUUUCCAACUGGAGCCCAUUCAACACCAGCAAUCGCGGCUUGCAGAGAUCAAGUCAACCUUGGGUUCUCAACCCCCCAAACUACCAGAUUCAUUCUCUCGCGGGGUCCUCUCACUGGGCUAUGCCCCAUCACGUCCAUCUGCAUCCAUCUGCGGCCCAAAAUUUCUUUACCUCUACCCUUCCACUGCCCCAAACUUAAGGGGCGCCCGCUUUCACGAUGGGCAAGCGCACGAAGCAGUACAAGAAGCUCAUGCGGGCGUUUGAGCUGCUCGGUUUCCGCCAGCCAUACCAGCUGCUCAUGACCAGCGACGUCGUCCUCGACACGAUCAAACUCGACUUGAUUGGCUUGUUUGAGAAGACGCUGUCUACCAAGGGUCUGAAGCCCAUGAUUACACAAUGCUGCAUUCGGGCGUUAUAUGCAAAGAACGUGGGCCCAAACAGGGACCCGGCUGUGGUCGCUGCCAUCGACCGGGCAAAGACGUUUGAGAGGAGAAGAUGCGGCCAUUUGAUGGAUAAAGAUCCGCUGACGGAGCGCGAGUGCAUGCUCUCGGUUGUGGACCCCAAGGGGAAAGGGGAGAACAAGUUCAGAUAUGUGGUCGUCACGCAGGACGAGUGGUUGAGAGAUAGGCUGCGUUCGGUGGUGCCUACUCCACUGAUGUACGUGCGCCGGAGUGUCAUGAUCCUGGAGCCCAUGUCGUCCUCGUCGGUGCAGGCCAGGGAACGGGAAGAGCGGGCAAAGUGAGUUAUCAACCCUGUGUCUGCUUCGGGUUCACACGCCCUGGGGACAUCGACUACGGUGACACCCUACAGCGGAAUCGCUGACGGGAGGAUAGGUUCCUGGCUGGCAUUGUCCGACGACCUCAAAAGAGG
Molecule: messenger RNA, 902 nt
Organism: Thermothielavioides terrestris NRRL 8126
Lineage: Eukaryota; Fungi; Ascomycota; Sordariomycetes; Sordariales; Chaetomiaceae
Exons: 4
Coding region: 250-774 (174 amino acids)
Cellular component (GO): nucleolus; small-subunit processome
Molecular function (GO): small ribosomal subunit rRNA binding
Source: RefSeq, a predicted model, not a curated record